Messenger RNA from Sesamum indicum (sesame), 943 nucleotides. NCBI's taxonomy places the organism in Eukaryota, Viridiplantae, Streptophyta, Magnoliopsida, Lamiales, Pedaliaceae. The record is from RefSeq and is a predicted model, not a curated record.
AUGGCUUCAAUUUCUUCGUCUUCUGUCUCGACGAUGGCGUUCUCGUCCAAGUUGCUGGCUGUGAAACCCUCGCGGAUGUCCUCUUCGAGGAUUUUGGCUGCUCCCGAAGUCUUGGAGUCCAAUGCGAACUUUGAUGCAACUGAGGGUGAGGCUCCUUCUUCUUCAACGUUGAGUGUUGCUGCAGAUUCAGAUAAGGUUGCCCCUAAGCAAAAGAUUAGGAUCAAAUUGAGAUCAUACUGGGUGCCGCUGAUAGAGGACUCAUGCAAGCAGAUAAUGGAUGCUGCAAGGACAACAAAUGCAAAGACUAUGGGUCCAGUACCAUUACCAACAAAGAAAAGAGUGUACUGUGUCCUAAAAUCUCCGCACGUGCAUAAAGAUGCCAGGUUCCAUUUUGAAAUUAGAACUCAUCAACGACUUAUCGACAUCCUUUACCCGACCGCCCAAACAAUUGACUCAUUGAUGCAACUUGACUUGCCUGCCGGUGUUGAUGUGGAGGUUAAGCUUUAGACUAGUGCUGUAACCUCUAGUUUCUUGUAGACAUGAUUGUCCUUGCAUAUGCAAGACCAAAAGUACAAAUUGGUUGUAAUUUUUUUGUGUUGUAUGAUAGUUUGAAAUGAUAAUGCAAUUUCGCUGUCAGUAUAUAAUGCUAUGCCUUCAGCAGUAAAACUAAUGCUCUUCUUCCAUCUGAUAUUGAUAAUGAAUAUAUUUAUUAUUUGUUAGUCAUUCGAAAAAAGCAAGUACAGGAAAUUGAGACACUCAACCAGAGACUCUUACUGUCUGUCUCCUUGGGGACAAUCCGCUCAAACUUUACUACAACAGGUCUUGAACUCAAAAAACUAUUAGACUGUCACUAUCUGAAAAAAGAUCAAAUGAGAGCAGACGCGGAUGAAUUCUUGCCCGUCACUGAAGCUGGGGAAUUGCAGCCGACAAUCAGGGACUCCAC